GAAGAAAUGGAUGGUUGCUAAAUGUGAUGUUAUAGCUUCAGGUGUUGGAGAGGAGCAGUGGAAAGGCGUUGCCUAAGAGAAGUUGGGAUGCGGGAUAAGGUGGCUAUCUCUUUGAGACCACACUGGGAGGGGAUGCAUGUCUGAGAUUGGAGAGAAAACAUUAAUAGGCUGAUAGUGGGAGUCAGGGAGGAGGCAGCAGUGGUACUGAUGCCCGGAUGUAAAUAAAGAGGUAACUUCUGGGAUGAGGCUGCUGGUAUAGAAAGGAUUCAGGGAAGAGAAAAGAAUAGGAUUUAGGGAAAAACCUAAGCAGCAGCCUGUACUUAGAGCAGGAGAAGCUGCCAGACAUUGCAGAGGCCCAGCUGGAAAGAUCAGCAAAGCAAGUGCCUCUGCUGAGUUCCCACGGGUCUCUGGGAUGUGGCUGGCCUGUCAGUGCCUGUUCCCUCACGGGUACUCUGUAGAGAAGGUCUCAGGGGCAAACAACACAACAUACAGUAAGUACUCAGUAAGCAUUCGCUGCCACUGUCUGUCCUUAUUCCAGAUGCCUCACACUGUUCCUUCCCUAGGGACAGACACUGACCUGAGACCUGAUCUGGUACUCCUGAUGAGACCCACUGUGCUGGGUUCCCCAGGCCGUGCACCCCCAGAAAAUGAGCCUGUUGUGGUGAAGCUGGAGGACACUGAAGAGGAGAGAGAAGGCAGUCUGUGGGACCCGGGCCCUGAGGCUGCACGUCUACGCUUCCGGUGCUUCCGUUACCAGGAGGCAAUUGGCCCUCAGGAAGCCCUGGCCCAGCUCCGAGAGUUGUGUCACCAGUGGCUCCGCCCAGAGGUACACUCCAAGGAACAGAUGCUGGAACUCUUGGUGUUGGAACAGUUUCUAGGUGCACUGCCUCCUGAGAUACAGGCCCAUGUGCAAGGGCAGUGGCCAGGCAGCCCUGAAGAGGCUGCUGCCUUGGUUGACAGACUUCGAUGGGAGCUGGAUGGACCUCGGAAAUGGGUCACAGUCCAGGUACAGGGAAAGGAGAUCCUAUCAGAAAAGAUGGAACCCUCCAGCUUCCAGCCUAUACCUCACAUCAAGCUCCGGACUCCAGAGCCUGGGGCUGAAACUCCCCCUGAGGCCAUGCAGGAAUUGCCAGUGAACCUUCAAAUGAAAGAGGAGACAGAGGUGAUGGAGAAUCCAGAACUCCUGGAUUCUGGGCCUCUUCCUGCUGCCCAAGAGGCUACAGCUGCUCUCCUACCUAAGGAGGCCCAGGGCCAUGGGACAGCACUGGACCAGACCUCUCCUCACAGCGACACUGAGCCUGAUGUGGCCCCAUGGAGUGAGGACCCUGUAGCCCUGUGGCAAGAGGAAGUAGGGGGCAUCUUCUCACCAGGGUUUGCGCUUCAGAUGGACACGGCAGAGCCAGAAACGGUGAGCCCCCACCUCCAUGUUCCCUGGGAUCUCGACAUGGCUAGCCUCUCUGGACAGAUGCAGUCCCCCUCCCGAGAAGGUGGCUUUGCCCAUGCCCUCGUGCUCCCCAGCAACCCGGGAGGUGAACAGGACCCUGCCUGCGAGAAUCCCUGCCACGGUAUGGGCCCAGCACUGGUGGCGACUCGCAGGCAUGCCCCAAAGGGCCAGAGCCGGGGCCGCCCUAGUACCGGGACCGGAGCGGUGCGAGGCGGCCGCUGUGACGUGUGUGACAAGGUAUUCAGUCAGCGAAGCAAUCUGCUGCGGCACCAGAAGAUCCACACAGGCGAGCGACCGUUCGUGUGUGGCGAGUGCGGCCGCAGCUUCAGUCGCAGCUCUCACCUGCUGCGCCACCAGCUCACACAUACCGAGGAACGGCCUUUCGUGUGCCGUGACUGUGGCCAGGGCUUCGUGCGCAGCGCGCGCCUGGAAGAGCACCGGCGAGUGCACACUGGUGAGCAGCCGUUCUGCUGCGCAGAGUGCGGCCAGAGCUUUCGGCAGCGCUCCAACCUACUACAGCACCAGCGCAUCCACGGUGACCCGCCCGGCCCAGCGCCACUCACCCUGCCCCUCCCGGGAGUUCCCGAGCCCCCGGGCCCCUUCCCGUGCAGCGAGUGCUGUGAGAGUUUCCCACGCCGUGCCGUGCUGCUAGAGCACCAGGCGGUGCACACUGGGGACAAGUCCUUCGGAUGCGUGGAGUGCGGCGAGCGCUUUGGCCGCCGCUCGGUGCUGCUGCAGCACCGGCGCGUGCACAGCGGCGAACGGCCCUUCGCCUGUGCCGAGUGCGGCCAGAGCUUCCGGCAGCGCUCCAACCUCACCCAGCACCGGCGUAUCCAUACCGGCGAGCGGCCCUUCGCCUGCGCCGAGUGUGGCAAAGCCUUCCGCCAACGGCCCACACUCACGCAGCACCUGCGUGUGCACACAGGCGAGAAGCCCUUCGCCUGCCCCGAGUGUGGCCAGCGCUUCAGCCAGAGACUCAAGCUCACGCGCCACCAGAGGACCCACACGGGCGAGAAGCCCUACCACUGCGGUGAGUGCGGCCUCGGCUUUACGCAGGUGUCCCGGCUCACUGAACACCAGCGCAUCCACACAGGUGAGCGUCCUUUCACUUGCCCCGAGUGCGGCCAGAGCUUCCGGCAGCAUGCCAACCUCACCCAGCACCGGCGCAUCCACACGGGCGAGCGGCCCUACUCGUGCCCCGAGUGUGGCAAAACCUUCCGCCAGCGGCCCACGCUCACGCAGCACCUGCGCACCCACCGGCACGAAAAGCCCUUCGCCUGCCAGGACUGUGGCCGCCGCUUCCACCAGAGCACCAAGCUCAUUCAGCACCAGCGUGUGCACAACACUGAGUAG
Messenger RNA from Chionomys nivalis (European snow vole), 2797 nucleotides. RefSeq names its product myeloid zinc finger 1 (gene Mzf1). Lineage: Eukaryota; Metazoa; Chordata; Mammalia; Rodentia; Cricetidae. The transcript is spliced from 5 exons. Bases 413 to 2797 code for a protein of 794 amino acids. The record is from RefSeq and is a predicted model, not a curated record.